Messenger RNA from Aspergillus eucalypticola CBS 122712, 574 nucleotides. RefSeq lists its product as uncharacterized. The record is from RefSeq and is a predicted model, not a curated record. Lineage: Eukaryota; Fungi; Ascomycota; Eurotiomycetes; Eurotiales; Aspergillaceae. Bases 125 to 463 code for a protein of 112 amino acids. The transcript has a single exon.
GCGAAAGGGCAAGUCAGUAGGCAGUCGGAACUGACCUUCAGCUUCUCUCCUGGACUGACCGCACCAGAAAAGUCUGGCUUGUCGUUCCCUAGACGAGGAGCGUGAGAAACACACACACACCACAAUGAAACCACCACUCGGCGCCUCGACAUCCCCAUCCAUCCCUUUCUUCCCUUCCCCGUCUCCCUCCUUCUCUUCUCCUCUCCCUCCUUCCAUCUUCCUUCCCCAUCACCAUCAUCAUCCUCACCCUCAACUCCACCUACACCACCACCGCCCUAUCCUCACCACCGGAGUAUGUCACCAGCGCCUCACGUCCACUGCCUCCCUCUUCAGCCCUGCCAGACUUUCGCCUCUCUCUGACCGAGUCUCGCCGCCGCCCACGACUAACACCACCACCGUUCAUCCGGUUCCCUUCCAUCCCACCAACCAAUCCCUCAACACCCACGUCACGAUCGUCACUUAAUUCUUCUACCUCCUCGCCUCAACUCAGUCUUGCGGCUUUUAUUAAUCCUCACCCACCUCACCUUCGCCUACGUUUGGCCGUGGUCUCUGCCUAAACAACCCGAUCGGGGGG